AUGCUUUUGGUGCUUCUUAGCAUUGCUAAAUGUAUGGUUGACUUUGUUGAGCCUGCCGCCCUGCUGGUGGAUGGCUUUAACGAAGAACAUGGCAUCAAGAAACCCUCGCUUGAUAAAAAACACGACCUUGCAGGAAUGGAUCAUCAAGUCAAGACAGUCAAUAGUCCAGAGGUAUUUAUUCCUGAAAUAGUGGCUAGUCCUCCUCAGGAAAACUUUAAACACAGACACUCAUAUCCAAAAAUGCCAUUUAUCUACAGUGUUGAUGUCCAAACAAAGAUAGUACUGCUAGGAAUAAUGAUCCUGCUAUUUGCAUUGGUGAUAUCCACAACGACAAGAAUGAUGCAAGAAGUAGUGAGGAUAAGAAUGAAGCUGAAUAAUAUUGAUACUGUUCGUGAAAAUAACGAUAAAAUUUAA
Vittaforma corneae ATCC 50505 is the source of this 414-nucleotide messenger RNA. RefSeq lists its product as uncharacterized. NCBI's taxonomy places the organism in Eukaryota, Fungi, Microsporidia, Nosematidae. The coding region runs from base 1 to 414 and encodes 137 amino acids. The transcript has a single exon. The record is from RefSeq and is a predicted model, not a curated record.